UACCAUAUCCCAGUCUUAUAAAAGGAGAACAGACGCGCCAGUCUAACCAGUGCUUCUGGCAAAAUAUUUGCUUUGUGACUCGGCAUCAUCAUGGUUGGGUAUCUUCUUGCGUUCGUCUUCCUUCUUGCUUCGGCAAAUGGAGAUACGAUUUCCCGGAUCAUCAACGGAAGUCCGACGACCAUUGCGUCCCAUCCGCACCAGAUUUCGCUGCAAAGGUACACAACCUCCAGUGGAGGUUACUGGUACCACACUUGUGGAGGGUCCAUCGUCAGGAGUAAAUGGGUUGUGACCGCUGCACACUGUGUGGAAGGCUCCAGCGCGUCUACUCUCCAAGUAGUCCUGACCAACGGAUUCUUAUCAGACCCCAACAGGAAAUCAUACGCCGUCAGAAGGGUUGUCAUGCACCCGAACUACAACGUGGGAAGUGGUGCCUAUCCCCACGAUAUUGCCCUUCUAGAGCUGACCUCUGACGCUGACCUGUCGGGAACCAACAAGGCCAUCGAACUGGCAACUACGGGCGAGAACUUUGAUCGCCAAACAUGUGAGAUCAGUGGAUGGGGACAUACAGUCACCGGCACUCAGCCGAACAAACAGAUUCCCGAUCAGCUACAGGAGACGAACGGUGUCAUCAUGACGAACAGCGAGUGCACGUCAUCCUGGGGCACCAAUUACGCUGGCAGUGUUCACAUCUGUAUCAAUAACAGGAACACUGGCACCUGUCAGGGUGACAGUGGUGGCCCGAUGGUGUGUUUCCGUGGCACAACCCCCGUGCUGGCUGGUGUGACCUCCUGGGGCGUGUCUGGGUGUGGCACCACGUACCCCAGCGUGUACGCCAGAGUGUCCACGUACAGGUCGUGGCUCGACACGACCAUGGGCAUUUAAAUCGGCCGGCGAAUGGCCUUGUUUGAAACUUUGAAAAGCUUUCAAUAAAAGAAAUGCAUCCAUAUUA
Dreissena polymorpha is the source of this 949-nucleotide messenger RNA. RefSeq names its product chymotrypsinogen A-like. Gene Ontology annotation, molecular function: serine-type endopeptidase activity. The record is from RefSeq and is a predicted model, not a curated record. The transcript is spliced from 6 exons. NCBI's taxonomy places the organism in Eukaryota, Metazoa, Mollusca, Bivalvia, Myida, Dreissenidae. Gene Ontology annotation, biological process: proteolysis. The coding region runs from base 91 to 882 and encodes 263 amino acids.